Messenger RNA from Emiliania huxleyi CCMP1516, 2876 nucleotides. RefSeq lists its product as hypothetical. Lineage: Eukaryota; Haptophyta; Isochrysidales; Noelaerhabdaceae. The record is from RefSeq and is a predicted model, not a curated record. Gene Ontology annotation, biological process: establishment of sister chromatid cohesion; nucleobase-containing compound metabolic process. The transcript has 3 exons. The coding region runs from base 6 to 2660 and encodes 884 amino acids. Gene Ontology annotation, molecular function: DNA binding; ATP binding; DNA helicase activity. Gene Ontology annotation, cellular component: nucleus.
CCAAGAUGGACGACUCCGACAAGCGGCGGCGACCGCACCCCUACGGCUUCCCCUUCCCACCUUACCACGUGCAGGAGGCUCUCAUGGCCGACAUCUACAAGUGCCUCGAUGACGGCGGCGUCGGCAUGUUUGAGUCUCCGACCGGCACCGGCAAGUCGCUCUCUUUGAUCUGCUCGACGCUGCAGUGGCUGCUCGACCAGGAGGCCAAGGACGCGGCGGGAGAGGCGGGAGCGGGUGCGAGCCCCGCUCCAACGAGCAGCACCGGCGGCGAUCCGUCUUGGGUCGACGAGCAGGUCGCGGCGACGGCGCAGCAGGAGCGCGCACACCUUCACUCGGAGCUCGUCGAGCGGCGGCGGCUGCGCAAGGCGCGGGUCGCCGCGUACGCCGCGGCCAGCUCGGGGGCGGCGGCGAGCCGACCCGGGCGGAAGCGGCUGCCCGGCGAGCCCUCGGGCAACAGCGGCGCUGGUCCGUCCGACCCGGACGGCGGCGAAAGCGAGUUUGUCGUCGACUGGAGCGGCGGCAAGGGCGGCGACGCAGAGACGAUUGACCCGUCGCUCCUCGCCGACGGGACGGAGGAGGAGGACGAGUGCCGCGCGCGCUGCCGGCAGGUGCUGUACUCGUCGCGCACGCACUCACAGCUCGCGCAGGUCAUUGGCGAGGUGAAGAAGACGAGCCUGGCGGGGAAAGUCAGCGUGGUGACGAUCGGCGCGCGCAAGACGCUCUGCAUCAACGAGUCGCUGGGCGGCUUGGACGGGGCGCGACUCAACGAUGCGUGCCGCCAGCUGCGCGAGAAGGACAAGGAACAGCGCGGCGUCGAGCAGCGCGAGCGCUCCAAGGCGGCGGCGGAGAGCGCGAGGCGGCGGCGCGAGGGCAUCCUAACCGAGGAGGCGGGCGCGGAGGCGGGGCGGGGAGGCUGCCCGCACCUGCGCGGUGGUGCGGCGCGACAGACGCGGCUGGUCGACCAGAUCCUGAGCUCCCCGCUCGAGAUUGAGGAGUGUGCCAGCCUCGGGCGGGCCGAGAACAGCUGCCCCUACUACGCGGCACGCGCGGCGCUCGACGAGGCGCAGCUCGUGUGUCUGCCGUACCCGUCGCUGCUCAACUCGGCGACGAGGCAGGCGCUCGGCGUCCGGCUCGGCGGCUCGGUGGUCCUGAUCGACGAGGCGCACAACCUCAUCGACACCAUCAACGAGAUGCACUCGGUCACGCUCUCUGCUCGCCACCUCUCCGAGUGCUCCGCCCAGCUGGCGCAGUACGAGGAGCGCUACUCCGGCCGCCUCAAGCCGUCCAACCGGACGAUGGUGCGCAGGCUCCUCUUCGUGGUCCGCGCGCUGCGAAAGGCGCUCACGCCGCCGCGCACUGCGAACGGCGCCGCCGCCGCCGCCGCGGCAGUGGAGCGGAUGAUCCACGUCAAUGCCCUGCUGAGCGUGUACGACCUCGACAACAUCAACCUUCUGGAGCUCAAGCACUUUUGUGAGAAGUCGUUGAUUGCAAACAAGCUGCAGGGCUUCGCCGAGAAGAGCCAGCGCGCGGCGGGCCCGGCGGGGCUCGCCGCGGGCGCGGGCGCGCAUGCGCGUGACGCGCCGCGUGUCACUCUGCACCCCGUCAUCGCUCUGCUCGAGGGCCUCGCCCACUCCGACAAGGACGCGAGGGUGCUGCUGCACGUCGAGCCGCUGCAGCCCCUCCGCCCGCCCGCCGCCUCCCGCCCCGACUCGUGGCUGCGCGUGCUCCACCUCAAUCCCGCAACCUACUUCGCAUCUCCUUGCCGGCGCCCUCCUCAGGCGCACGCCGUCGUGCUGUGCGGCGGGACGAUGCAGCCGUUCGAGGACCUGCGCCAGCAGCUCUUCACCAACCUGCCCCCCGGCCGGCUCCGCACCGCCGCCUACGGCCACAUUGUGCCGCCCGAGCGGGUGGCGCCAGUCAUCUUCUCUCGCGGCCCGCGCGGAUCGCCGUUGUCGUUCUCGUUUGGCAGCCGCGGCGCACCCGCGCUGAUGGACGAGCUCGGGGAGCUGCUGCUCGCGCUCGCUGCCACCGUGCCCGACGGGCUCGUCGUCUUCGUGCCCUCAUUCCAGUACGAGGCGCAGCUCGUCGCGCGCUGGGAGGCGACGGGCCUCUGGGCGAAGCUCGACGCGCUCAAGCGCACCUUCCGCGAGCCCCGUGCGACGGCCGACCUCGACAAGGUGUUGAGCGAGUACGCCGCCACCGUCGCGCAGCGCGGCGGCGGCGGCGGCGGCGGCGGCGGCGGCGGCGGCGGCGGCGGCGGCGCGCUGCUCCUGUCGGUGGUGGGCGGCAAGAUGUCCGAGGGGAUCAACUUCUCGGACCGGCUCGGCCGCUGCGUCGUGAUGGUCGGCUUGCCGAACGCGAACCCGUACGAGCUCACGCUGCAGGAGAAGAUGGGUCACCUCGACGCCGUGCAGGGAGUGGGCGCCGGCCGGGCCUACUACGCGAACCUGUGCAUGAAAGCGGUCAACCAGUCCAUCGGCCGCGCUAUUCGCCACCGGGCUGAUUUUGCCGCCAUCGUGCUUGCCGAUGCGAGAUUCGUCAAGCCGACCGUCCGCUCCAAGCUGCCCGCGUGGAUCGAGCGACGUGUCGAGGCGCCGGACUCGUUCGAGGGGUCGAUGGCGGCGGUGCGCGGAUUCUUUGCGCGCUUUCCCGACCCGUGAAGGCAAGGCGUCGAGAGCGGCCGUGUGCGCCGCCCAGACUCGACGCAAGCGGCAUGCUGAAUAAACUACGUACUGUGUUAAUUGUGUAGACUGUAGUUUUGUACCCCCGCUGUCCAGCCGCUGUCCACACAUGUACAUGUACAUAUGCUGUAUGUUUCUCUACUGUGUUUCUCGACUGAGUUUUUCGACUCUGGUAUGUUGAAUUUUCUCGUGGCU